AUGCCCAAAACGCAAGAUUCCAAAGCUGCUAGGUCAUUCAAGAACCUUUCAGAUGUUGAAAAAGGAGUAAUUGUUGGCCAACACCUCAGUGGAAUCAGUACCAUUUCAAUUUCCGCUCAACAGAAUGUGUCCCAAUACACAGUCAACAGAGUCUUAAAAGAAUACAAGGCAACUAAACCGGCUAAGAAAACCAAGUCUUCUACAAAUAAAAAAAAGCCGAUCAAGCGUAUGCUAAUACAGGUCAAACCUCAAGUCUCGCGCCCUACAAAAAAAGCCAGUCGACCUUUGGCAAAAAGUAAAAAGCCAAUUAUAGCGGAACCAGAGGAGAUUGUAGCAAGAUCAAAGAAAACUGAUUAUAAAAACACUAUUGGGAGACACUUGGACCAUAUAAACAUGCGUUAUUCUGUUGUUCAAGGAAAGCCUUUUAUCGACCCAAAAUACAUUGCCCGUCACCUCAAAUUGCUGAAAAAUCUGAAGAACUAUGAGCUUUGGUGUAAAAGUGUUGUCUGGGCUGAUGAAUGCAGAUGUCACAUUUACCAAAGAAAUGGAAAAAACCAUAUCUGUCUUGAAUCCGAUGUAUACUAUUCUGUAUUCCCAACUUUAGAUCCAAGCCAGAUUAUAGCUACCGUUGUGGUUUGGGGAUGUAUCUGGCCUGGAGGUAUGGGACCACUAUUUACGCUCAAGGACAACAUGACUCCCGAGGAGCGGUCGGAUUUCUUAUUAGAAAAGUUCUUGGAGUUCUAUGAGACUCUUCCUGGUGUUUGCAGAGGUGGCUGCCCAUACAUACGAGAUAAGGCUGCACUACCCGAGGAUGAACCCACCAACAAGAAAAAAGGGGUUGGAUUUGAGAUUUUGGAAUGGCCAGAAAAUGGUCCUGCUUUUACUCCACUCGAGUACUUAUGGAACUACAUGUCCGAUAACCUUCUAUUAAUGACUGCUAGUCCUAAUACCCCAGAGGAGCUAGAAAAAACCUUACACGAAGAAUGGAACAAUAUUGAUGCAGGCAUUUGUAAGAAAUUUUACGGGAAGACGAAAAGGAAGCUGGCUACUAUUAGAGCUGAUAAGACUUCACGCUUUCGAUAA
Molecule: messenger RNA, 1083 nt
Organism: Phycomyces blakesleeanus NRRL 1555(-)
Lineage: Eukaryota; Fungi; Mucoromycota; Mucoromycetes; Mucorales; Phycomycetaceae
Product: Homeodomain-like DNA binding domain-containing transcription factor
Exons: 1
Coding region: 1-1083 (360 amino acids)
Molecular function (GO): nucleic acid binding
Source: RefSeq, a predicted model, not a curated record